GGCGGCAACGGAGGCUGCGGGGGCGACAGCGCGAGCGGCCGGGCUUCGGGGGGGAACCGAGCCCGGCCCGGGAGUCCCAGCAGUGCAAGUGCGAGGUACCUAGGCCCCUCACGCUGGACUCCUCAGUCUCCCGGCCGCCUGUCCUCCGCACGGGUAUAUGGGAUGGAAGCGGGACCCUCGGGAGCAGCUGCAGGCGCCUACCUGCCUCCCCUGCAGCAGGUGUUCCAGGCACCUCGCCGGCCUGGCAUUGGCACUGUGGGCAAGCCAAUCAAACUUCUGGCCAAUUACUUUGAGGUGGACAUUCCUAAGAUUGACGUUUACCAUUACGAGGUGGACAUCAAGCCGGAUAAGUGUCCUCGCAGGGUCAACCGGGAGGUGGUGGAAUACAUGGUCCAGCAUUUCAAACCACAGAUCUUCGGGGAUCGCAAGCCUGUGUAUGAUGGCAAGAAGAACAUUUACACUGUCACAGCACUGCCCAUUGGCAACGAGAGGGUUGACUUUGAGGUGACCAUCCCCGGGGAAGGGAAAGAUAGAAUUUUUAAGGUCUCUAUCAAGUGGCUAGCCAUUGUGAGCUGGCGCAUGCUACACGAAGCCUUGGUCAGCGGCCAGAUCCCUGUGCCCCUGGAGUCUGUGCAAGCCCUGGAUGUGGCCAUGAGGCACCUGGCAUCUAUGAGGCCAGGGCUCCUCCGUGCCCAGGAUGCCUCACAGGGUGGGGGCCUGUGCCCGAGGGACCAGUUCUCUGCCUGUCCCUGCCAGGUACACCCCUGUGGGCCGCUCCUUCUUCUCACCGCCUGAGGGCUACUACCACCCGCUGGGGGGUGGGCGCGAGGUCUGGUUCGGCUUUCACCAGUCUGUGCGCCCUGCCAUGUGGAAGAUGAUGCUCAACAUUGAUGUCUCAGCCACUGCCUUCUACAAAGCACAGCCAGUGAUUGAGUUCAUGUGUGAGGUCCUGGACAUCAGGAACAUAGAUGAACAGCCCAAGCCCCUCACGGAUUCCCAGCGUGUACGGUUUACCAAGGAGAUAAAAGGCCUGAAGGUGGAAGUGACCCACUGUGGACAGAUGAAGAGGAAAUACCGUGUGUGUAAUGUUACCCGACGCCCUGCUAGCCAUCAGACGUUUCCCUUGCAGCUGGAGAGUGGACAGACUGUGGAGUGCACCGUGGCACAGUAUUUCAAGCAGAAAUAUAACCUUCAGCUCAAGUAUCCCCACCUGCCCUGCCUACAAGUUGGGCAAGAACAGAAGCAUACCUAUUUGCCCCUCGAGGUCUGUAACAUUGUGGCUGGGCAGCGGUGCAUUAAGAAGCUGACUGACAACCAGACUUCAACCAUGAUAAAAGCUACAGCUAGGUCGGCCCCAGACAGACAGGAAGAGAUCAGUCGCCUGAUGAAGAAUGCCAGCUACAACUUGGAUCCCUACAUCCAGGAAUUUGGAAUCAAAGUGAAGGAUGACAUGACGGAGGUGACAGGGCGAGUGCUGCCGGCGCCCAUCUUGCAGUAUGGCGGCCGGAACCGGGCCAUUGCUACACCCAACCAAGGUGUCUGGGACAUGCGUGGGAAACAGUUCUACAAUGGGAUUGAGAUCAAAGUCUGGGCCAUCGCCUGCUUCGCACCCCAAAAACAAUGUCGAGAAGAGGUGCUCAAGAACUUCACAGACCAGCUUCGGAAGAUUUCCAAGGAUGCAGGGAUGCCCAUCCAGGGUCAGCCAUGCUUCUGCAAAUACGCACAGGGGGCAGACAGCGUGGAGCCCAUGUUCCGGCAUCUCAAGAACACCUACUCAGGACUGCAGCUCAUUAUCGUCAUCCUGCCCGGGAAGACACCAGUGUAUGCUGAAGUGAAACGUGUUGGAGAUACACUCUUGGGAAUGGCAACGCAGUGUGUGCAGGUGAAGAACGUGGUCAAGACCUCGCCUCAGACUCUGUCCAACCUCUGCCUCAAGAUCAACGUCAAACUCGGUGGCAUUAACAACAUCCUAGUCCCACACCAGCGCUCUGCUGUGUUUCAACAGCCAGUGAUUUUCCUGGGAGCCGACGUUACACACCCCCCAGCUGGGGAUGGGAAGAAACCGUCUAUCACAGCAGUGGUAGGCAGUAUGGAUGCACACCCCAGCCGAUACUGUGCCACCGUGCGUGUGCAGCGCCCACGGCAGGAGAUCAUCGAAGACCUGUCCUAUAUGGUGCGUGAGCUGCUCAUCCAGUUCUACAAGUCCACCCGCUUCAAGCCCACCCGGAUCAUCUUCUACCGAGAUGGGGUCCCUGAGGGCCAGCUGCCCCAGAUCCUUCACUAUGAGCUGCUUGCCAUUCGAGAUGCAUGCAUCAAACUGGAAAAAGACUACCAGCCUGGGAUCACGUAUAUUGUGGUGCAGAAGCGCCAUCACACCCGCCUCUUUUGUGCUGACAAGAAUGAGCGGAUUGGGAAGAGUGGUAACAUCCCAGCAGGGACCACUGUGGACACCAACAUCACUCACCCAUUUGAGUUCGACUUCUAUCUGUGCAGCCAUGCAGGCAUCCAGGGUACCAGCCGACCGUCCCAUUAUUAUGUCCUUUGGGAUGACAACCGUUUCACAGCAGAUGAACUCCAGAUCUUGACAUACCAGCUGUGCCACACUUACGUACGAUGCACACGUUCUGUCUCUAUCCCAGCACCUGCCUACUAUGCCCGCUUGGUGGCUUUCCGGGCACGAUACCACCUGGUGGACAAGGAGCAUGACAGUGGAGAGGGGAGCCACAUAUCGGGGCAGAGCAAUGGGCGAGAUCCCCAGGCCCUGGCCAAAGCUGUGCAGGUUCACCAGGAUACUCUACGCACCAUGUACUUCGCUUGAAGGCAGAACGCUGUUACCUCACUGGAUAGAAGAAAGCUUUCCAAGCUCUGGGAGCUGUACCACCCAAAUCCAGAGGAAGCAAGGCAGAGGGAGGUGGGGUCAGAAGGAGUAUAGGAGGCCUUGUUUCUAUCUAUAGAGGGGGUAUAAGGGUGGGAACAGGACCAGCAAGACAGAUUACCUACCAGCCAGAAAUCUCUGAUAGCAACCUCAUGUCCUCCACUCCUCUCCCCAUCUUGUCAUAUCCGAUCCCCCUGGACCAAAAGGGGCAUCACUAGUGCCCACCAUACACACAGUUGUCUCAUGUGACUCACAGUGCGAAAGACUCAUGCUUGACAGCUUGCUAGGGUCAGCUCUGCAGCCCUGUAGUCAAAUGCUGGUAUGUUUGGGUUUGAUAUUCUAGAUGAGAAAGUGGGUGGGAAGAGGGCAGGAAUUUUUAGGAGCCUUAAUCAGAAAAGGUCUAGAUUUGUUUAAGAAGAAAAAUGAAAACAGACUCAGAUCAAUAUUUUAGGAUACUAGAUGUUUUCAUGGGUUCAGAAUCCACUUUGUAGGAAGAUUUUUAAUGCUAAUGGUUUGGGUUGCUCCUCCCCAGCUGCCACCCCCUCCCAUUAUUCCUCUCCACAUUCUCUACCCCAUACGCCUCUUCCCUGACAGACAUCCAGCCCCUAGUAACAUUUAAGGCACUAUGGCACUUAGCUCUGAGGUGACACGAUCCUGUCUUCCUUCCGCCUGCUGGUGGGUAACCAGUGCCUUCCUGUAACGGUAAUGCUGCAGAAAUGCAACCUUUUGUACCUUUCUCUGUGGGACGGGGUGUGGGUGGGAGAGGAGGUAGGGAGGGAGGGAAGAAAUAUCCCAAUGCCAGCAAGCCUCCAGCCAGAAUGCCAGCUAAUUUUCAUUUGAAGGAAUUGACUUCCAUAAUCAUUGAGCUUUUAAAAAAAAGAUCACAACCUCAAGAUGGUUAAAAUCCAUUGACAUUUGCACUUUCAGACAUGACAAGUCUCUGCGCUGCUGAGAUGACUGGCCCUUGGCCUUUCCCCUUUAGCCUCUUCUGUUCCCUGGCCCCCACCCACCCCCCACCCUGCCAGGUCUAGAGUUAUUGUCAUAGUAUUUCUCAUUCUUGGCUUCUUCUCCCCCUGAUGGUAAAGUCUCUUUUGUUUCAAUAUUUCUUAACUGGGGUGUCUUACAGCAGAAAAUCUUAAGGACUAAAAUAAGAAAACAGAAAACUAAAUUUUAUUUUUAUACCAUAACUUGAGUCUAUUGCCAAAAUCUGGAAAUCCCUCCCAUACCUGAUGAGUCUGCAUCCCAGAAACAUGGAGCCAUCAGAAGGAACUGUGGACCUGACUUGUGUUCUAGCCUGGCUAAGUAGGGGGUGGUUGUCUCCCCAAGGUGGGGCUUAGCCUCUGUCCUCCCUCUGUGCAGAUCAAACCUUGUUCUUGAGACAGCCUCCCUCCACUCGCUGUCCUGCACUCCUUGUGAGCGCAUCUUUUCCUUUUCUGGACUGGACUGUCCUUUGAUUCCCAGACUAACUGAGACUCUAGCACGUCCUCUGGACAGGCUGGAGAAUUUUGCUGCUCCCUUUUGCUUCUGUUUACACAAAUGAAAUUUUCCUGUUUCCCACUAGGGCAUGUGAGUGGGUGGCAUGGGCUUUUCUUCUUCUACCCCUCUCUUGAGAUACUGGGGUUCAACUGUCUUGCAGGACUAGAAAAGAAGUGGGUUCUGGCUUUGUUCUUCCUGACCUUGAAGCAAGGCCCCCUCUUUCCUUGACUGUUCUUUAUUCUUCCUGCAUUAUUGCUUGGGAUGGGGAAUUUGAACCUCUGUAUACAGGUUCACCUUCUGAGGAGCCUGAGGUUAGGAUUGCCCUACUCUGGUGAUGAAGCCAUGAUAUUUUAGAGCUAGCCUGGGCUUAGAGGCCAGCUGGAGAAAGGAAGGUCUGAACUCUGGCCUAUGGAGUCAAACCUUUCCCCAGGAGCCCCUUGUACAGACCCAGAUUUGCUAUGCAAAUAGUCCAGGUUCAGUUGUGGCUGGCUACAUUGUUCAGUAACUUCCCAACAGGUAGCACAAACAUUCCUUAUGGAAAAAGCCCAGGACUGUUAAGUAGUUCCUCCUGUACUUCUUUUCUGCUUGGCUACAGUAUGGAGUGCCCCAUGGGCACAGGCCCAGCCGAAGAACAGAACGGAGGGCUCUGGGAAGAGGCAGCUCACUGGAGAGCUUACAUUCCUUACACAAGUGCCUAAACAGAGUGAUGCCAACACUCCAUCUGCCCUGUCCAUCGCCUUCAUAGACAGUUUACUUCGUGUUCCGUCACCCUUUGGGAAGGGAGCCCUUCACAGACAGUUUGCUGUCAACUUGGGUACACUUGGGGGCUUGGAUUAAGGGCACUAUUCCAGGAGGGUUCAGUCAUUCACCAGCAUUUGCAGAUGCCCACAGGGAACAGGUGGCUGUCACCACUCCCAGCAACACAGUUUUGUUCUCUCCUGUUUUCUUUGCCUCACUCUCUCCAGUUGGGUUUUAAGCUAGAAUGAAAAGUAGUUUCAGUCCUUUGGUGUUUAUGUGCCAUCCAAGAAAUGCAAGAGAAUGCUGAGCAUGACGGCCCAUAGCUGUAAUUCUGUUAUCUCAGCACUAAGGCUGAAGCAGAAGAUUCAAAAGUUCAGGUCCACCUGGGCUGAUCAGUGAAUUCCAGGCCAGUGUGCACUAUGUAGCAAGACCAUGUCUCCAUAAAAAAGAUGGAGAAAAAUGACUUGGGUGGUACAUCUUGCUGUGAUUUUAAACAGUUCUUUGAGACUUAACUACUGACCAUGUGGGUUCUUCUCAUUUAAAGGCAAUAUGCACACAUUAAAAACAGUGUUGCCAAGCCUCAGCUUGUUUGGAUUUGGUUUAAGUGGUGCAUUGUACGAGCUCUGGGAGGAUUCCAACCUCAUCUCAGAUCUUUCUUUCUCCACCCCUACCCCCCACACACUGUUCAGCUUUCCCUCUCCUCUUCUCGCCUUCCCUGGCUUCCUUUUCCUUCUCCCUCUUCCCUCAGCUUGCUUGCUGGCUGGCCUGCCUGCCUGUCUGCCUGUGUGAUAAUGAAUUCUCUGCAUGGCUGCAAUGAUCCCACUGUUAGUUGGAAAGGUCAGGCUUAGCUCGUUGACUACAGAAGACCAAAAACCUGUUUCUCAUGCCCAGUGGUGUCAGCCCUGGGUUGCACUGUCCUCAAGCUUACACUAGGUCAGAGCAGCAGGCCUGUCUCACUGACAAAAUCAGUAGGGUUUCUGGCCAUUUCAACACCUCUCCAUUCUGUGGAGGUGAAGGAGUGAUGCUUUGAAUUCAGUCCAGUGUGACCUAUUUAUUGGUUGAGGUGCUAUUGCUAGCCUGUCAGGAUCAGCCUGGAGCUACUGUUACUGGGAACUUAUCCUUAGACUCUGACUAAAGUUAAACAUAAGUAUGAAACUACUCUAAAAAUCUAGUUCUCAACUGCAACAUAGCUCCUCUGGCUGAGCAGCAGUGUUUUUGAACAGUUUUCUUUUUAACCAGAAUUCUGUGAAUGAUGCCAGGGACACACUUUUCUUAGCUGGCCCAUGGAAAGUCUAGAAGGUUGCUCAGUGUUUUAGACCUGGCAUCAGGCAUCACAGAGGAGGAUGGAAUUUCUUCCCUUUCAGGGUAGAAGAGUCAUCUCUUACUUAGCCAAAAGGCAGUUUUGGGAAUUCAUGUCAGGAGGAAAGGUUUUGUUUUGUUUCUUAAUUUACUGGACUUUAGAUCAUCUAGGAUGGUGGUUAAUUACGCCUUCCUUGGGCUGGGAUCAUGGCAGGGAUAUGCAAGGCACGCUAAUACUUGGCCUUCUAAGCAGACUAGGAAAGGGGGAUUCUCUGGUUUUCUCUUUCUCCCCACUUACUAGGACUUGCCUUCUCCCUGAGCCACGAGAGAGGCUGGGUUGGUGCUCUCCCCUUACUCUGCUCCUACUGACUUAGAACCUUUGGCUGCUGUAUGAUAGCCCAGGAAAGGGAACGGAAAGAAUGGGCUCAAAAUAAUAAUGUAAGGAAGGCGAUUUCCUUCCUUAAAAAGGGAAAUCAAAAACUCUCCAAGAAUUGUGUAAGUAAAGAUAAAUGUGUCUGAAUGCACUGAGUCCUCUGGUGUCAUAGCAAUAAGGAAAAAUGAAUUGACUUCCUGUGCACACAGUCCAACCUGACUGGUGUAUGAUGUUGCACUUAGCGGCCAUGUGGUGGGCAUGUGUGACUACUCUGGGUUUCACUUUAUUUUCUAAACUUUUUAUUCUUCUCAAGUCCAGCAUGGAUGGGGAAAUGUCCCUGGAGCCCCGCAGCUGUGUACUUGUUUGCAUUUGUUUCCCAUUGAGACUUGUGUUUUGUGUCCUGCUUUGAGCUGUACCCUGUCCCGUCCAUUGUGAAAUUAUCCCAGCAGCUGUAAUGUACAGUUCCCUUCUCAAGCAAGCAACAGCAGCACAAUCCUGUGUUUUAUAAAGACAACAGUGGCUUUUAUUUCUAAA
Messenger RNA from Grammomys surdaster, 7295 nucleotides. Its product is annotated as protein argonaute-1. The record is from RefSeq and is a predicted model, not a curated record. The transcript is spliced from 19 exons. NCBI's taxonomy places the organism in Eukaryota, Metazoa, Chordata, Mammalia, Rodentia, Muridae. Bases 698 to 2818 code for a protein of 706 amino acids. Gene Ontology annotation, molecular function: RNA binding; protein binding.